AGCUCCUGCGCGACUUAUAAGAGCUCCUUGUGCGGCGCCAUUUUAAGCCUCUCGGUCUGUGGCAGCCGCGUUAGCCCGUCCCCGGGAGCGGAGAGCGAGGGGAGGCGGAGACCGAGGAAGGUUCGAGGAACAGCUCCGUUCCCCGUCGAGCCGCCACUGCAGGCCGAGGACGGUCGGACUACCGCGGCGGGAGGAGCCUGUUCCCCUGAGGGUCUCUGAAGUACACCAUACUACGGUUUUGAAAAUCUCGCGUGGACAAUGGCUACCCAAGCUGACUUGAUGGAGCUGGACAUGGCCAUGGAGCCAGACAGAAAAGCAGCUGUUAGUCACUGGCAGCAACAAUCUUACCUGGACUCUGGAAUCCAUUCUGGUGCCACUACCACAGCUCCUUCUCUGAGUGGUAAAGGCAAUCCUGAGGAAGAAGAUGUGGAUACCACCCAAGUCCUGUAUGAAUGGGAGCAGGGAUUUUCUCAGUCCUUCACUCAAGAACAAGUAGCUGAUAUUGAUGGACAGUAUGCAAUGACUCGAGCUCAGAGGGUACGAGCUGCUAUGUUCCCUGAGACAUUAGAUGAGGGCAUGCAGAUCCCAUCUACACAGUUUGAUGCCGCUCAUCCCACUAAUGUCCAGCGUCUGGCUGAACCGUCACAGAUGCUGAAACAUGCAGUUGUAAAUUUGAUUAACUAUCAAGAUGAUGCAGAACUUGCCACACGUGCAAUCCCUGAAUUGACAAAACUGCUAAAUGAUGAAGACCAGGUGGUGGUUAAUAAGGCUGCAGUUAUGGUCCAUCAGCUUUCUAAAAAGGAAGCUUCCAGACACGCCAUCAUGCGUUCUCCUCAGAUGGUGUCUGCUAUUGUACGCACCAUGCAGAAUACAAAUGAUGUGGAGACGGCUCGCUGUACUGCUGGGACCUUGCACAAUCUUUCCCAUCAUCGUGAGGGCUUGCUGGCCAUCUUUAAGUCUGGGGGCAUUCCUGCCCUGGUGAAGAUGCUUGGUUCACCAGUGGAUUCUGUAUUGUUUUAUGCCAUUACAACUCUCCACAACCUUUUAUUGCAUCAGGAAGGAGCUAAAAUGGCAGUGCGUUUAGCUGGCGGGCUGCAGAAAAUGGUUGCCUUGCUCAACAAAACAAAUGUUAAAUUCUUGGCUAUUACAACAGACUGCCUUCAGAUUUUAGCUUAUGGCAAUCAAGAAAGCAAGCUGAUCAUUUUGGCUAGUGGUGGACCUCAAGCUUUAGUGAAUAUAAUGAGGACCUAUACCUAUGAGAAACUACUGUGGACCACAAGCAGAGUACUGAAGGUGCUGUCUGUCUGCUCUAGUAAUAAGCCGGCUAUUGUAGAAGCUGGUGGAAUGCAAGCUUUAGGACUUCACCUGACAGAUCCAAGUCAACGUCUUGUUCAGAAUUGUCUUUGGACUCUGAGGAAUCUUUCAGAUGCUGCAACUAAACAGGAAGGGAUGGAAGGUCUUCUUGGGACCCUUGUUCAGCUUCUGGGCUCAGAUGAUAUAAAUGUGGUCACCUGCGCAGCUGGAAUUCUUUCUAAUCUCACUUGCAAUAAUUACAAGAACAAGAUGAUGGUGUGCCAAGUGGGUGGUAUAGAGGCUCUUGUGCGUACUGUCCUUCGUGCUGGUGACAGGGAGGAUAUCACUGAGCCUGCCAUCUGUGCUCUUCGUCAUCUGACCAGCCGACACCAGGAAGCUGAGAUGGCCCAGAAUGCUGUUCGCCUUCACUAUGGACUGCCAGUUGUGGUUAAACUCCUACAUCCACCAUCCCAUUGGCCUCUGAUCAAGGCUACUGUUGGAUUGAUUCGAAAUCUUGCCCUUUGUCCCGCAAAUCACGCACCUUUGCGUGAGCAGGGUGCCAUUCCACGACUAGUUCAGUUGCUGGUUCGUGCACAUCAGGAUACCCAGCGCCGUACAUCUAUGGGUGGAACACAGCAGCAGUUUGUGGAGGGGGUCCGCAUGGAAGAAAUAGUUGAAGGUUGUACUGGAGCCCUUCACAUCCUAGCUCGGGAUGUUCACAACCGAAUUGUUAUCAGAGGCCUAAAUACCAUUCCAUUGUUUGUGCAGCUGCUUUAUUCUCCCAUUGAAAAUAUCCAGAGAGUAGCUGCAGGGGUCCUCUGUGAACUUGCUCAGGACAAGGAGGCUGCAGAAGCUAUUGAAGCUGAGGGAGCCACAGCUCCUCUGACAGAAUUACUUCAUUCUAGGAAUGAAGGUGUGGCAACAUAUGCAGCUGCUGUUUUGUUCCGAAUGUCUGAGGACAAGCCACAGGAUUAUAAGAAACGGCUUUCAGUUGAGCUGACCAGUUCUCUCUUCAGAACGGAGCCAAUGGCUUGGAAUGAGACUGCUGAUCUUGGACUUGAUAUCGGUGCCCAGGGAGAACCCCUUGGAUAUCGCCAGGAUGAUCCCAGCUAUCGUUCUUUUCACUCUGGUGGAUACGGCCAGGAUGCCUUGGGUAUGGACCCCAUGAUGGAGCAUGAGAUGGGCGGCCACCACCCUGGUGCUGACUAUCCAGUUGAUGGGCUGCCAGAUCUGGGGCAUGCCCAGGACCUCAUGGAUGGGCUGCCUCCAGGUGACAGCAAUCAGCUGGCCUGGUUUGAUACUGACCUGUAAAUCAUCCUUUAGCUGUAUUGUCUGAACUUGCAUUGUGAUUGGCCUGUAGAGUUGCUGAGAGGGCUCGAGGGGUGGGCUGGUAUCUCAGAAAGUGCCUGACACACUAACCAAGCUGAGUUUCCUAUGGGAACAAUUGAAGUAAACUUUUUGUUCUGGUCCUUUUUGGUCGAGGAGUAACAAUACAAAUGGAUUUUGGGAGUGACUCAAGAAGUGAAGAAUGCACAAGAAUGGAUCACAAGAUGGAAUUUAUCAAACUCUAGCCUUGCUUGUUAAAAUUUUUUUUUAAAUAUCUGUAAUGGUACUGACUUUGCUUGCUUUGAAGUAGCUCUUUUUUUUUCUUUUUUCUUUUUUUUGCAGUAACUGUUUGUUAGUUUUUUAAGUCUCUCGUAGUGUUAAGUUAUAGUGAAUACUGCUACAGCAAUUUCUAAUUUUUAAGAAUUGAGUAAUGGUGUAGAACACUAAUUCAUAAUCACUCUAAUUGUAAUCUGAAUAAAGUGUAACAUUGUGUAGCCUUUUUGUAUAAAAUAGACAAAUAGAAAUGGUCCAAUUAGUUUCCUUUUUAAUAUGCUUAAAAUAAGCAGGUGGAUCUAUUUCAUGUUUUUGAUCAAAAACUUUAUUUGGGAUAUGUAUGGGUAGGGUAAAUCAGUAAGAGGUGUUAUUUGGAACCUUGUUUUGGACAGUUUACCAGUUGCCUUUUAUCCCAAAGUUGUUGUAACCUGCGGUGAUACAAUGCUUCAAGAGAAAAUGCGGUUAUAAAAAUGGUUCAGAAUUAAACUUUUAAUUCAUUC
This is a messenger RNA of Mesoplodon densirostris (Blainville's beaked whale), 3392 nucleotides long. It is a transcript of the gene CTNNB1, whose product is annotated as catenin beta 1. Bases 259 to 2604 code for a protein of 781 amino acids. Gene Ontology annotation, cellular component: adherens junction; catenin complex. Gene Ontology annotation, biological process: positive regulation of transcription by RNA polymerase II; cell adhesion. The record is from RefSeq and is a predicted model, not a curated record. NCBI's taxonomy places the organism in Eukaryota, Metazoa, Chordata, Mammalia, Artiodactyla, Ziphiidae. The transcript is spliced from 16 exons. Gene Ontology annotation, molecular function: alpha-catenin binding; transcription coactivator activity; cadherin binding.